GUACACUGCAGAGCUGAGCAGGUCCAACUGCAAGAGCACUACCGGGAGUCCACAGCGCUAGGGAUACACUCACGUACCUGAACACACGCGUUCUGCCCGCACCACACGCUUCGAGUUCCCGUUUCCGUGUCGGUCAACCCGAGGAAGAUGCGUUGCUUUUGUCUGGCCCUGCUGUUCCUGGCCGCUUCGGUGCGCGCCGAGUCGCAGGCGAGGGAGACGGAAACCUGGGUGCCCUCUGGCCAACCAACAGAAGAGUCUUUGGAAGACCUGGCAUCUGGAGACUCGCCCAACAGCUCAGAUUUUGCCUUCCAGGCUGAGGAUGACCUGGAAUCCUACGACGAUGACGAGAAUGAUGAUGAUGAUGAUUUCUCAGGAUCUGGGGAUGAAGAUUUCCCAGAGCUCCAUGGCAGUAGCCCAUCCAAGCCUGACAUCAUUGACAACAGGAUUCCUGACCAGAGCAAACCCGACCAGCCUAAGGACAAUGUUAAUGAGAAUGACAUUGUGGCACAGAAUGAGGUUGGACAUGGAAGGAUGAGACCAGAAGAUGUCAACACCAAUGUGCUGAUGUCCCAUUCUGCAGAAGAGAGCAUUUUCAACAAAACUGAAGUCCUUGCAGCUCUGAUCGCUGGAGGAGCAGUGGGGCUGCUCUUCGCCAUCCUCCUCAUCCUCCUGCUCAUCUACCGUAUGAAGAAGAAGGACGAGGGGAGCUACGACUUGGGCAAGAAGCCCAUCUACAAGAAGGCUCCCACCGCUGAGAUUUAUGCAUAAAUGCUUACAAACUCUCACAAUGGUGCCUCUGAAACAAAGACCUUCUGCUACUUAGAUGCCUAAGGAACAUUGGUCAGAGCUGACUGCUCUUUUUAUCCAGGAAAAAAAGACUGUGUGACAAAACACUUUUUUUUUUUUAAAAUCUUCAAACUAAAGUGACCGAAAAAGAUGUUCUCCACUGGAAAUAUUUGCCAAAUCCAGUGCACUAUUAAAAUGCUUUUAUAGACCGUUACUCCACUUGCCCUAAAAUGUGCUCCAUGGUUGGGAGUGCAGACACUUGGUCUGUGUGUCUCAGCCCAGCCCUCUCCCCUCCCCUGCCUGUUUCUCGACACUACAUGAUGCAGUAAGAUCUUCAGAGAUUGUGGAGUACUAUGGUACGAAUUUAUAGACCAAAACGCUGGCACUCGCUAACUUCAGUUUUUCAUCAUAGACUGCAAUCCAUCCUGGUGCUAUAGAAGGUGACAAAUAUGUUAAUCAGAAAUAAAAUCUUAAAACAUCCAGGGUUGAGUAAACUGCUGUUUUCCAGUGAACCCUUGAUUUCUCUACUUGGCUGUCAUCUCAACCUUUUACCAAAUGCUCAGAUGCCAAAAUAUGCAAAAUUAAUAGCUUGACUUUUUUUUUUUAACCCCUGUGAAAUGGAGAACAUCUCAGAGUUUGAGCUCUGAGGAGACGUUCUAGGAGUACUCAAGUGUAUUUUACUACAAGUGCUAGUUGCCAGUAAAUUGUUUUGCUAGGUUUGUAGAAAUUUCUGGAAUAAAAAUUUUGUAUUAAUUUAACUAUCAGAUAUUUUAUUGCCUUUUUCAGGUUGGGACUUUUCCCUCUUUAAGCUGUUGUAUAUGUGUUAAAUUUUUAUAUAAUGUAGUUGAAGAUUUUUAAUUCAGAAACAUAGUUUUAUAACAAGUUUUAUAUUGUAAGAGUUUCUAUUUCUUUUAGCCAUUGUAAGCAGUAUAUAUUUAUGUUUUGUAGAAGGAAUAAAACUAUCUUCAGGGCUACUUCUGAAAAUAGCCAUGCGUCACCUGUAUGGCAAAUCUGCUGCUUCUCUUCAGACAAAAUUAUGUGAAUCACUUUUCAUUGGAUGAUGAGGUCAAUGAAGCAUUGAUUUCAAAUUGCAGGUUCUGAUUGCUCUGGGAUUUGAGGUGCAAAAGUGGAUCUGAUUUUGCAAGCCUUUCUAAUUAACUUAACCCUUUCCAGGUAGAUUGCUGCCGUUUUACAUUCUAGAAGUCCCUCAGAAUGCUGUAUAACCUGGAUUAUUGUUCAGCACCUUUUUAAAAAAACCUCAUGUCUCAGCAGCAGCAUGUGCAGUUGAUAAGCUAAGAAAUUCUGUAAGAAGUCUUCCGUUCUCUUGGUGUCACUUUUCGUACUGGCAACAUUCCUCCUGGGUAAUGCAAAAAGUUUUUUGGGGGGGAUUUUUUAGCACAAAAACAGUUAAGGUUACUAAUAGUUAACUUGGUACCUUCAGUCUGGAAAUCUGAUUGUAUUUUCUGGGAAAGGGUGGAUCUUUCAUCUUCCAUUCACAAGUCUUCAAUAAACUUGCAAUCAACUGAUACGGUUUAAAAACCUAAUUCAGCACAUUCUCCUCACCUCUAUAAGGGUACUUAUGACUUUAUGCACUAGACUCUGUAUAGUCUUGCUUGCAGGAUACUACAGCCAUUUCAAAGCCUGCUGGUGGUGCUGACAUUAGUUAACAGUACUGCAUGUUACCAUGAGCUCAUGCCCCCAGAGGUGUGUGGGUGCUGUGGUGCUCCAUGGCUACACCCUGUGGAGGAUCUAUAGAGCUGUGCAGAUGUGGGCAAUCCUGCCCGUUGAGGACCAGUGGAUAUGGGCUAUUUUUGCAUUUUUUUUUUAAGAGGCAGCACCUGAAAAGCCUGUGAAAAGCUGUGCAAUUAGUCCCAUUAAGGCAGUAAUGAACUGACUGAGCUUAAGAGUUAAAGUGGACUAAAAGCCCAUGGAAACAAGGCCUCCAGGAGCAGGAUUGUCAGCUAAUGAUGUGCACCAGCUUGGACUCUUCUUUAGACAGUGCCACAUGGGUGUCUCUCCUUUCCUCUCCAUAGCUCUUUGACACUGCUGCUGCUUCUCUUGUCUCUUUCAUUUUCCCAGUUCAGAAGUCUGUUAUACUGAUUUGUGUGGGCAGGAUCUGAGGUUAAGCCUCUUAAUCAUUUAACCUGUCUGAACCUUUGCAGGACGUUUGCCCACAGAGCUUGGAAAGCGGACUUUUUGGGGUUCAAGUGUUUUAAAAGUGGAGUGCUGGGGUAAGCGAGAUGUAAGGUUCUAUGUGAGAGACAAGGACUCUUGAUGCGAACUUUGUUUUGAUGCAGUUUCCAGGUAGGGCGUAAUAUACUAAAAUCAGAAAAGGGAUGUUUUGUUUUCAUUCAUGAUCUGUUCAGUUAAAGCUGAAUGUUGUCAUCUUCAAAAGCCCAUUUGUUGCUGUAAAUCAUGUUAUGUUUGUUUCUGCAGUGUUGAUGUGAAGGUAGUCUUAUUACCUUCUUGGUAAGCUUGAGUGUUUUGAGACAUGAUUGGUCUGGCUUCUGUUCUGUACAAUAUGUGAAUUUAUAUUGUUAUAUUGUUCUGUUUUCUGUUACUGAAUUCAUUAAAAAGUGUUUACUGAA
Molecule: messenger RNA, 3374 nt
Organism: Lepisosteus oculatus (spotted gar)
Lineage: Eukaryota; Metazoa; Chordata; Actinopteri; Semionotiformes; Lepisosteidae
Gene: sdc4
Product: syndecan 4
Biological process (GO): cell migration
Cellular component (GO): membrane; cell surface
Source: RefSeq, a predicted model, not a curated record